GUCUAAGGACAACGUCACGUCCUGCAAAUUGUUCCCAUGGUGACUGUAGAGUCACAGCUACCGAUCGCCGUCAAUCAGAGACCGAGAGUCGGAAAGGAGCUCUUGCUGAGAGUGUGUUGAAGCCGCAGCUGGAGAUGGCUAACCACUCAUCUCUACCGAGUCAAAAAUAUGCAGCCAGUGAACGUCAAGAGUAUCAAAAACCACAGCAGAAUGAGGAAGAAAUCUUCUACUCAGUUAGCCGUGCUGCCUAUCUUACUGUCUUUAAAAGCAGUCUAGACAACAUUACGACCAAAGAUCAGCUGCAAUUAGUGCUCCAGCAAACUGGUCGAAAUCCAUCCAACAGAGUACUUAACAAGUAUUGGACUCCACGGACCAAAGAGUUAAAUUUUGAUGAUUUCUGUGCCAUCCUAAAAAAGGAGAAACCUGCUACCAAAAAUGAGCUUCUGAAAGCUUUUAGGAAAAUAGAUACAAAUAACAAAGGAUAUAUAUUACACAAUGACUUGUAUGAAAUCCUUACCACAAAAGGUGAGAAAAUGUCUCAAGAGGAAGUCAACUCCGUGUUUCGUUUAGCUGAAGUAAACAGCAAUGGCAAGCUUGACUACAAUAAGUUUUGUAGCACAUUCUUUAAAACCUGUGAACAGUGUGCUAAGGUAGCAUCAGAGAGAAUGGACAGCAAUAGCAAAGCAAAACGACAGCAGUUUGGAAGCUAUAUCGAAAAGUCACCAGAGCGUUCCUCGUCACCAAAAUCAUCGCAUGGAAAUUUAAAGCUUUUUGAUUCUGAAACUUCUACAAGGAAAGCAGAAAAUAAAUCUUCUAGGCCCUCUUCAGCUCGUAGCUACAAAGCUACAAUGUCUACAGUAAUUAAUAUGGGCAUACCUGGGACCAGAACUGCCAAGCUCAUUGAGCCUAAUAAUUUAAAGGACUGGCAUACCACAUCAACCAAAGGAUGCUUUUUUCUGGAGGACAAUGGUGAUAUAAUCAGCCAUCAUUACAAAUUACAAGUUUCUGAAAAGUCAACAGUUUAUCUUACAAUUAAACCUUUAAACCUCAGCAAAGUUGAAGGAAAACCUUCCCCAUGGAUGUCCGUUGACACUUCCCUGUUUAUUCUUAAGGAAAAUAAUGGCCGAGCAGACCUGGUUUCUUUCACAGAGCUCAGGAACAAAGAGACCUCUGGAUGGAAAGGGGAGCUUGGAGUUGGUGUUUACUGGCUUAUUCCAUUUACAACAGGGUGUAGACUGAGGAAGAAAAAAAAACAAACCAUCAAAGAAGCUCGGUUGGUGUACAGAGAUGGAAACGAAGAUUUAGUUCUCACGCCGGAAUUUAAAUCUGCUUUAUCAGACAUGUUUGACAUAAUUGAUUUAGAUGGAAAUGGUCUUCUGAGCCUGGCAGAGUAUAAUUUCUUUGAGAUGAGAACCAGUGGUGAAAAAUGUGAUCUUGAUGCCUGGGAGGUGUGCAAAGAAAAUUUUGAAACAAAGAAAAACGAGUUAACAAGGCAGGGGUUUAUGGAGCUAAAUCUCAUGGAGGCGAACGACCGGGAAGGAGAUCCCAGUGACCUGUGGGUAACACUGCAAACCAUGGGGUACAACAAAGCACUUGAAAUGACUGAGGCAUGCCCGUUUGUUAUUGAAGUCCAUGCUGAAAAAUGCAGCCCACGGCUGAAAGCUGUAAGCCUGGAAUCCAGCAAUAAGCAGCUGCAGGGGGCAGUUUGUAAAUCGGUCAAGCUCAAAGGGGAUGCAAAGCCUAUGGAUCGUUAUGAAGAUGUCAUUGUCUACACAUACAAAAAUGAUACCCAUGUCACAUCAGUGAUGGAAAAUAAGUCUGAUGAGAAACUGAUUUUGCAAGUCAACAAUGAACAAUGUAAAAACUGCAUCAGCAGCCGAGGAUUGCAAGUGUUCGCUGUGGAGCUGCUACCAAAAUCAGUCAUGGUCUGUCAACAUGUCAUGCCACUGAAUGAAAAACAAGAGUGGAUGUACAAUUGUGUGCAAAAUAUCUUAUCCUAAAUGCCAGUGAGCCAAUAUGUGGGAAUUGUCGGGAUUUAUUUUCUAGCAGCCAUGGAAUCAGUAUAAUACAUAGCACAUUGUUAACUGGUGAUUCAAUAUGUAUUAACAAACAUGGUGUGAAAUGCCAAAUGUAUAUAAAAAUAAAUUGUAGUCAUUUGA
Xenopus laevis (African clawed frog) is the source of this 2159-nucleotide messenger RNA. It is a transcript of the gene efcab7.L, whose product is annotated as EF-hand calcium binding domain 7 L homeolog. The coding region runs from base 135 to 2000 and encodes 621 amino acids. Gene Ontology annotation, molecular function: calcium ion binding. The record is from RefSeq and is a predicted model, not a curated record. Gene Ontology annotation, cellular component: ciliary membrane; plasma membrane protein complex. The transcript has 14 exons. NCBI's taxonomy places the organism in Eukaryota, Metazoa, Chordata, Amphibia, Anura, Pipidae. Gene Ontology annotation, biological process: positive regulation of protein localization to ciliary membrane.